This is a messenger RNA of Adelges cooleyi (spruce gall adelgid), 2341 nucleotides long. Its product is annotated as histamine H2 receptor-like. Gene Ontology annotation, cellular component: membrane. Gene Ontology annotation, biological process: G protein-coupled receptor signaling pathway. The coding region runs from base 149 to 1333 and encodes 394 amino acids. The record is from RefSeq and is a predicted model, not a curated record. Gene Ontology annotation, molecular function: G protein-coupled receptor activity. Lineage: Eukaryota; Metazoa; Arthropoda; Insecta; Hemiptera; Adelgidae. The transcript has 4 exons.
UAGAAUGCAGUAUACAGUAUGCCCCAUGAGUCCAGCAAAUUAUAUAUAGCUUAAUUUAACAAACAAACAAAAAUACGAAAUCAAUAUCAAUAAUGUAUUUACACAGACAGACACGGAAACAAGUUUUUGAAAGUCAAAAUGGUUCACCAUGUUGGAUGAUUAUAACGCGACGGACACCGCCGUCAACGACACGUCAACAUUAUUCACAACGGCAAUCGUGGAAUCAGUAUUGAGCACAACCAUGAUGACCGAUGGCCCAUUGGCCGACAGCGAUGCAGUCUCUCCGGUUACCUUAAGCAUGGAAUGGAGCAGGGUGGCCAGGUUGUUGAUCAUGAUAGGGCUGUCAGUGAUUGGCAGCAUUGGCAACGUGUACAUGAUCAGCUCGGUAAUGAUCGAAGAUCACCUGAAUAAGAGAGGCAAUACGUUCCUAGCAAACGUAGCAUUGGCCGAUUUGCUAAUCAGCGGUCUGGUGAUUCCGGCAUCGGCUGUGGUCAUACUGGCAGGCCUCCAAGACUCGCCUCCGGUAUGCCAAUUUCAAUGGUUCCUGUCCAUCUUGUGUUGUCUGGUGACCGUGAUGACCAUGACUGCGGUAGCGGCCGAAAACUACGUUCGACUGUGCUUGACGCCUGAAUGCUACGCAAAGCUGACCGUCACGAAAAUCACGACUUUGCUGUUCGCCAUUUGGAUACUCAGCGCGAUACUGGUCACCCUACAGUUCAUAUACCACAUGGGACCUAACUACUGUGCCAAAAGAGUGAGCGGCAUCGUUCCUGUCCAAGCGCUGGUGGCUGGAUUCAUCGUGCUGGUACCGUUGAUCAUAACGGCUGCGCUCUAUUUGCGGAUCACGUACCAGGUGCACGUAGCCCGGAUGAACCCGAGCUUCAAACCGCCGCUGGCGUUCAACUGGGACUACUCGCUGAUGUUGGCCAACGCGUAUAGCUUCGUCAUGUUCCUGUUGUUCUGGGCGCCGUUCGCCGUCGUGCUGGCCCUGGCCACCGUGCAAAAGCUGUCCGCGCAGAUGUUCUACAACCUGGCGUGGCUGGCGCUGAGCAAGUCAUGCUUCAACAACCUGCUGUACUGCGCCGGCAACCGGCACUUCCGCAACGCCUACGUCAACCUGUUCCAUUACUGCUGUUGCAAGACCACCGUGACGUUUUCCAGGCGUGCCCGCGACGGCGCCAGCCGCCCGUCCGGCGACGUCCGCGUGCACAUCAUUCCCGGCUACAACAUGUACUCGUACACCAGUCCCACCAGGUCCAGGGAAUCCGGAUCGUGUCCGGUACAGAACCGACCUCGGACCCGGGCCAACGGCAGGGACGUGUACGAACUUUAAGAGUUUAACAAAAAUCCGGCGAUCGACUUUUUUUUUCUAUUUUAUACUCUUUUUACCUAUUAUUCAUAAAAAAAAAAAUAUUUUGAAAAAAAAAGCCACUCGGGGGUUAGUUCCCGAGCGUUUAGGUCUAUAUAAUCACCGAAGCAAUUGAGGAGAACUAAUACUCACUUGAAGUCAUCCGAAACCGAUACGAGAAAGUAAAAUUACUAAUAUUGGAAAACGAUGAGGACCAAAAGGGUACAAUCACUGAUUUAAGGACCCCGCCACUUCGUAAAACAAAUCGUCUCUCCUUAUUUCCUAUCACUGCUCAUCUGUUAUCUCUUAAUAUAGGUCAACAAUGAGACAGACUUAAUUGAUCUUACUGAAAAGUGGUCUGCAAUUAAUAUUGAGAUGACCCCCGGCCAUAAAAUAUAUUCAUGUGAAAACUAACAAACAUAAUCCAUUAGGACAAAUUGAAUAGGGUGCAAUGCGGUAAAUGCAGUUAAAUAGGGCAGUGCAACUGCUUAAUUUUAGAAACUUAGAAAUAAACAUUUUUUUAUUGAACGUCAAAAUGCUUUAACAUAGGAUUGAGCCAAAUCGUUCAAUUAAAAUCUAAUAUUUUUUAUUAUGCCUUAGAAAAUUUUAGCGAUUACACUUGCCUCACUUACCUAAUAUAAUUUUUAUUUCGUCUUUCUGUACAUUUUUAAAAAAAAAUUCACUUGUACCCUUUUGAUUCUCACCGCGGUGGUUGUAAAUCUACAGUGGUUGAUACUUGGAUAUUUUAGUAAGGCCGAAGAACCCCACCAUCUCAAAAAAAUUGGAAGCUUAUUGCGCCACCGUCUAUUUAUUAUAAUAAUGUAUGCCUAAAUGAGCGCUUUUGUGUGUGUUUUAUGCUCGCCAACGACCAAUUAUCACUAUUCAUUCUCCAUAAUAUUACAUUUUAUUAUUAUUAUUAUAUUCUCAUCCGUGGCAGUAAAACGCGGCGACAGUGUGCCACAUUAGUAAUAAUAGAUUAUUUUUACCGUUUUA